AUAAAUGUGUUUUUUAGGCUUACUUUGACCUUCUAGGAUGUUCUCUAAGGUUAAUGGAAAUCUUCGCAUUGGAAUAUAAUACUUUUAUUUAGAUCAUAGUCCAAAUAUUUAAUCGUAAAAAUAACGAUACAUUCAAGUAUACUUUGUACUUCAAGUCAUUACCGAGAUACAUUCGUGGCAGCACUUACUUAUUUCAAAUAAAACAUUUAGGAGAACGUUCUCAAAACGUUGAGAAAACGAUUGCUCUCGAACUUCGCAGAUGGCCCUCCGGUGCUAUAUAAACCGGGACGACGUCAACACCCGUCAGUUGAGAAAUUGCAAAGCAACAGUGAACUUCAAAACUUUAAAAAGUUAUUUUAAACGUAUCUAAGUGUACAACACUAAAUGCGAUCAAGGAUGUCUAUCGUACCAAAAUUGUUCUCUCAUUGGUGGGAAACCUUGGAUCGUCCACAUCGUUUGAUGGAUCAACAUUUUGGCAUGACGUUGAAUCCUGAUCGAGUAUUCAGAGAAGUCGAUCGUGCCUUCAGAGAUUUUGAUCGUCAUUUUCCAUCAGUCUACUACAGACCAUGGGCAGAUCUCAUGAGAGAAAAUGACAAUAGAGGAUGUUCAGUUGUCAAAGCAGACAAGGAUAAAUUCCAAGUCACCUUGGACGUCCAGCAGUUCAAGCCUGAAGAAGUCAACGUUAAGAUCGUGGACAACUGUGUCGUUGUUGAAGGCAAACACGAAGAGAAACAGGACGAUCAUGGUAUGAUCUCCAGACAGUUUGUCAGGAAAUACAUGAUUCCAGAACAGUGUGACAUUGAGAAAACCACCAGUACGUUGUCAUCAGAUGGAGUACUUACCAUCACAGCUCCUAGAAAACCAGAAGCUCUGGAAUCAAAGAAAGAAAAACCUAUCAAGAUUGAACAUACUGGAAAACCUGCUGUGGAAAAUCGAGAAGAACCAAAGAGGAUUGCCCAGGCACAGUAAAGUCAUUUCAUUUCAUUUUUGUAAUUUAAAUUAUUCAUAUUGUUUAAAAUGAAACUGUUCAUUUUUGUAUUUUUUUCAUAAGUUUAUAUUAAAUUUUUAAUAGCUUUAAAGUUCUCGUAUGUACAACGUAUUCGUACUAUUACUCAGACUGUGUUAUGUAAAGUUGUUUGAUGUGUAAAUUAUGAUGGCGUAAAUAAAUAAUAAAAAAUUUUCCCAUAUAAAAAUAA
Chelonus insularis is the source of this 1196-nucleotide messenger RNA. Its product is annotated as protein lethal(2)essential for life-like. Lineage: Eukaryota; Metazoa; Arthropoda; Insecta; Hymenoptera; Braconidae. The coding region runs from base 385 to 969 and encodes 194 amino acids. The record is from RefSeq and is a predicted model, not a curated record. Gene Ontology annotation, cellular component: cytoplasm; nucleus. Gene Ontology annotation, biological process: response to heat; protein refolding. The transcript has 2 exons.